UCAGAUGCGUUAGUUCCUUUCCCCGGAGUCCUGUCGCCUCUCACUAUCCAGCCUCUCCAUUGGCCAAAGCAAGCUGACCUCGGGGAAGAAGGGGCGCCUUGAUUGGCUAAGGCGCACUUCGGUUGGGUCGCCGGUUUCAGCGAAGUAUACAGUAUGUUCAUCUUGAUGCCUUGAUGUCAUACAAUGCCUGAUCAACCAAAGAAGGUGAAGACCUCAGAAAAGGCAACAGAUACCAAACCUCAAGGGGACCACUCUGGUCUUAAAAGGCUUCUCGCACUUCUAAAUGUCCAGUCAAGCAAGCAACAGCUGCCAGCCCUUCACUCUGAAUGUGCUAAUAAUAGCAUGACCGAGUGUGAGCAGUACUCUAGCAAUACGUGUGGAGAGAGAUGUAGAGGUCAAUGGCAAGAAUCAACUGAAGCUGUUGAACUGGAACACUUUAGUAUGAAUUACAAGAAUGAAAGAAAUUUUAGCCAACAUCCCCAGCAUGAGUUGUUUCAAGAGAUCUUCACAGCUUUGGUCAGGAACCGUCUUAUUUGCAGGGAAUGGGCUAACCGAGCUUCAUCUAUCCAUUUUCUGAGAGUUUUAAUUUGUGUCAGAUUGUUAAUGAGGGAUCCAUGCUAUCAGGAGGCUCUCUAUAACCUGGGAGGUAUUGACAGCUUGGCACAGUAUAUGGAUGCAGUAGCAAAUGACUAUCUUGGCUAUGGAGAGCAACAGCAUAAUAUAGACAAAUUGGUCAACAUGACAUAUAUUUUUCAAAAACUAUCAGCUAUUAAAGUUCAAAGAGAAUGGGUUAUAGCCAGUGGAGCACAUAAAACUUUAAUCAAUUUACUCGGAGCAAGAGAAAAUAAUGUACUGCUGGGUGCACUGCUUGCUCUUACGAGCUUGGCUGAAAGUCCUGAAUGCAGAGAAAAAAUAAGUGAGCUCAAUGUGGUGGAGAAUUUGCUGGUGAUAUUGCAUGAAUAUGACUUACUCUCUAAAAGGCUGACAGCAGAGUUGCUCCGCCUGCUCUGUAUAGAAUCCCAAGUCAAAGAGCAAGUCAGACUAUAUGAAGGUGUCCCCAUCCUGCUCAGUUUGCUCCAUUCAGAUCACAUAAAGCUACUAUGGAGCAUAGUUUGGAUUUUAGUCCAGAUUUGUGAAGAUCCUGAUACCAGUAUUGAAAUCCGUGUUUGGGGUGGUAUUAAGCAACUCCUUCAUAUUUUACAGGGAGAGCGAAAUCUAUUUUCAGAUCGUUCUUCCAUUGGAAGUUUAUCUAGUGCAAAUGCAGCAGGGAGAAUCCAACAGUUUCACUUCUCAGAAGAUUUAAGUCCUCAUGAGAUACAAGAAAAUAUGUUUUCUCUUCAAGCUGCUUGUUGUGCUGCAAUUACCGAACUGGUUCUUAAUGAUACCAAUGCUCACCAAGUAGUUCAGGAGAAUGGAGUCUAUACAAUAGCAAAGCUGAUUUUACCUCACCAACAAAGGAAUGUAGCAAAAGCUAAUUUAUUGCAGUGUUAUGCAUUCAGAGCUUUGAGAUUUCUUUUCAGUAUGGAAAGGAACAGGCAUCUCUUCAAAAGACUCUUCCCCACAGACUUAUUUGAGAGCUUCAUUGACAUCGGACAUUAUAUUCGUGAGAUUAGUGCUUACGAAGAGCUGGUAUUUAAGUUAAAUGCAUUGCUGGAGGAUGAAGUCAAUCAAAUUGCUGAAAAUAUUGAAAACAUUAAUCAGAAUAAAGCACCUACAAAAUACAUAGGCAAUUAUGCAAUUUUGGACCAUAUUGGCAGUGGAGGCUUUGGAAAUGUUUACAAGGUUAGAAAGCAUAGUGGCCAAAACCUUCUAGCAAUGAAAGAAAUCAGUUUACACAGUCCAGCAUUUGGAAAGGAUAAAAAAGACAGAGACAGCAGUGUGAAGAGCAUUGUUUCUGAAUUAACCAUAAUUAAAGAACAGCUUUAUCAUCCUAAUGUGGUACGAUAUUACAGAACGUUCUUAGAAAAUGACAAGCUGUACAUAGUCAUGGAGCUCAUAGAAGGGGCACCGCUGGGAGAACAUUUUCAUUCUUUGAAGGAAAAACAGCAACACUUUACAGAAGAAAGGAUAUGGAAUAUAUUCAUUCAACUCUGCUUAGCUCUUCGAUAUUUGCACAAAGAGAAGAGGAUUGUCCAUCGAGACCUCACUCCAAACAAUAUCAUGCUGGGAGAUAAGGAUAAAGUAACAAUCACUGACUUUGGUCUUGCAAAGCAAAAACAGGAAAACAGCAAGCUCACCUCCGUUGUUGGAACCAUUCUCUACUCCUGCCCUGAAGUUGUGAAGAGUGAGCCGUAUGGAGAGAAGGCUGAUGUCUGGGCUAUUGGAUGUGUCCUCUAUCAGAUGGCAACCCUUACCCCUCCAUUUUACAGCACCAACAUGCUCUCCCUAGCAACAAAAAUAGUAGAAGCUGAAUAUGAGCCAGUUCCAUAUGGUACCUACUCUGAAAAGGUAUCAGCUAUCAUUAAACAGUGUUUAAUCCCCGAUGCAGAGAACCGUCCCGAUAUAGUAGAGGUCAGUUCAAUGAUAUCUGAUGUUAUGAUGAAAUAUCUAGAUGGUUUAUCAACUACACAGCUCGUCUUGGAAAGGAAACUGGAACGUGAAAGAAGGCGUAGUCAAAGGUAUUUUAUGGAGGCCAAUAGGAAUGCAGUGACAUGUCACCAUCACCUUGCUGUAUUAUCUCAAGAACAUUAUGAAAAGUCAAGUCUCAGCAGUAGUAGCAGUGGAGCAGCCAGUUUAAAAAGUGAAAUUUUUGAAAACACUGAUCUGUCUGAAAACUUCCAUCAGUCUUUUGGAAAAGAUGAAGACAAAACAUGUGAUGAAACCCUGUCAGAUGAUAACGGCACUAUAGAUAACCCAGAAAAAGAUGUCUUCUCAGAAUUAGAUGAUGAACUGGAUGUAUCAGAUAAUUUCAGUAGCUCUAGUUCAAGUCCCCUCAAAGAGUCAGCAUUUGGUAUUAUAAAACGAAGCUACAGUGCUUCAGAAAGACAGCCUCAAGCAAGGGAUUUUAUUGGUAUCCCAGGAUCCAAACCCAGACCAGCUUUGCUGCCUCUUGAUCUGCUUGUGAAAGCACCUUCGCUCAUGUUCAGGGCCCACGUUAAGAACAUAGAGGACUCCUUAGUAACAGGGUGGAAAUCCCAUAGCCUUCCAGCUGUGAUUCUUCGCAAUCUGAAAGAUCAUGCAUCUGCAGGGAUUGCUGUGUCACAACGGAAGGUGCGUCAGAUCAGUGAUCCUAUUCAACAGAUUCUAAUUCAGCUGCACAAGAUCAUAUACAUCACUCAGCUUCCUCCAACUUUGCAUUGCAACUUGAAAAGAAGAGUCAUUGAGAGAUUCAAGAAAUCACUGUUCAGUCAGCAGAGCAAUCCAUGUUACUUGAAAGCAGAAAUAAAAAAGCUUCUCCAAGGUUCUCCAGAGGUGAUUGAACCUAACUUUUUGACAUCAGAUUGUCACCUGUUGCUUCACUCUUCAGCAGGAAGUACUUUGGUCUUGGACAACAGACAAGGUUUCCCUAGAACUUUUGACAUGAAUGAAGGAAUGACAUACGAACAAAUGCAGACUGUGAUUGAAGAGGUUCUGGAGGAAUGUGGUUAUUACAGUUUCGCUUCAAAUAGGUAUCAAUAUUAUCCAUGGGGAGCAAGGAAUCAUCCAGCCAGAAGAUGAGCACCUGGAAUUCUGACUAGAUUGGCAUAUUUUCUAAUGAGGUCUAAAUGCCUUGACUUCAGCUGUUACUGUCUUAUUGCCAAAGGGAAGCACUUUCUUCAGAUCACAAGAAAAGAAAUAUCAUUAUGUUUCAAGGAGCUUACAAUGAGUCAUUCAAACAGUAGAACUGAAGUACACAACUCUGACACUAGGUGAUGGCAGUGUAUUUUUCUCUGGCAAGAUACUUCUUUUGGUGCAGACUGUGGACAUUCUUCUGGAUAUCUGCAUUAAGAUGAGAACACAAUACUUCUAGUUAAUUCUUCUAUCUUUGGAAAGCACUGGUGAUUAUGCAGGAUUGUCGGAACUGUUUUAAUUUUUUAAAGAUUUGAUUAUAUCAGAGAUUUAUAUUCAUAUUAAGAGUAUUUUUUAAAAUGAGAAAAUAUCAGAAUUGGGUGAAGAAUGAAUAGUUACCAUCUUUGCUAGGUCCGAACUGGGAAUUGUCUCAAGCCCAUUUAGAACGCCCAUUAUUUCACAGUAAUUAUUUUAGAUAUAUGUAGCCUUUGGCUUAUGCGUGAUUUCUGCUUUAGACAGUAUUAACCAUUUGUGCAACCUCUAAUAAUUGUUUAGUGUUAGAAUAAUGCUUAGGCUAUUCAGAUUCUAUAAAUAUAUAAAUGGCAAUGUAUUAUGUAUAUAGGAAACUACUUAAGUGUAUAUUUGUAUGCAGUGUGAUUGAUAGACAGGUAGAUAGAUAGAUGAUCAAUAGAUAGAUAGACAGACACAUAUACAAAUAAAUAUAUAAGAGUGAUUUUUUAUUGCUAGAUUAGCACAUAAUGCACUUUGGAAAAACUAUAUUGAUUUUUACCAAAGCACUUUCCUCCUAAAUUUCAGCUACAGCGAAUAAAUGUAUAGCUGUCUAAAAUAAAAGUUAUACCAAAUGGAGUAGAUUUGAUAGUGAAUCUCCAAAUUCCAAUGGAUUUGGGAGGUUUUUUAUUUGGUUUUGUUUUGUUUUUAUACUUAUUUUCAUUUUAACUUUUGGUUCUUUUGGUAUGUAAGGAGACGUGACAUGCAGCAGCAUGUGAAUGGACUGUUGUUCAUACAGCAGGACUUUCCCUUCCUCUCCUCCCUGUCCCCACUUCCCUCACAAAGUGUUCCAAAGAAUCUCAUAAUCUUCCAAAGCAAUGUUCAGGACCUGGGAAGAGAAGGUAAAAAGUGUUCCACCAGUUGUAUCUAUUGGCAGAUGGACACUAUUUGAUUUCAUCCAUGGUUUAUAAUGUAUGUACUCAUGUUGUUUCUGAAGUACUAUAGAUUGUUUAUUGUAAACCAUCUGUAUUUCUAACAAACAUGUUACUAAUGCAGAGUGUAAUUUCACAGUUUAAGAGACAGUUAGAAUGUGUGGUAGAACUGAUACGUUCACAUUGCCCGCAUCUCAUUCUGGCUCUAUCCUCAUUGAUUGGCUUUCAGUGAAAGGAUAAUUUGAAAACUAGACAGUGGUACUGAAAGAACAACAUUAGCAAAUGUUUUUAGUUAAAUAUUUUAGCAAUGCUUUAUGCUUUCCACCAAUGAUAUGUUCCAGCGGUGUUUGCUGGGUAGGUAUAUAUAGUGUGGAGAGAAAAUACACAUCCCAAAUCACUCAGUGGAACCUCCUGAACACAGUAAUCAGCCAGGCAAGUGCAUGUCCAUUUUAAUUUUGGAGCUUCAAAUCUCCUGCUGAUCCUUGGCAUCUAUAUGACUCAUGGAUGAUAAACAGUUCUGCCAAAAUAACAAUGGACAGCACAUUUCAUAUAGAGACCCUUGAAUGUUCUGAUGAAUGCUAGUUAAUAGUAGCACAUGAGGUUCAUUGGGAAUAAUAAUAACAGUAUUGUUGCAUAUCGGCCAACAAUUGUCUGGAUCCCAAGAACCAUGGGCAGAAUUUUUCUCACACAAAAGCACUUUCCACACAAUAGCAUUUUCACACUUUUGUAAAAGCUGUUACUGAGGAUUACAGAAAUAAACCUUCCAAGCAACAUGUAGUAUAGAAUGGGAUACAUUAAUUGGGGUAGAGGGAAUAAGAAUUUAGUCACAUAAGAAACCUACUGGAAAAUCACACACAGAUAGACACACCAAUAUGUAGACACUUUCCCAUGAGUUGGAGCUAAACUGACACAGAGAUGCCUCUGUUGUUUUCCAACAUCUGUACCGCAGCAAGAUAUAUUGUUUCAGUUCUAAGAAAACACAUGGCAGACCAUAAAUGUGGUAUCAUACCAUUGUUGAUACCACAAGCAACCUAGGAACUUUUACAUGUAUAAUUGGACUACUGAUUCAUAUUGCUAUGAAUAUCUGCAGACCAAAUGUUUGUACAAUGAAACUGAAUUUGAAAGUAUUAUCUGUAAUGCUCUAUUAAAUUGUGAAAUAGGAACUAUUCUGAAGUGUGAUUACACAUUUUGAAAUUACAGAUAAUA
Molecule: messenger RNA, 6074 nt
Organism: Sceloporus undulatus (fence lizard)
Lineage: Eukaryota; Metazoa; Chordata; Lepidosauria; Squamata; Phrynosomatidae
Gene: NEK10
Product: NIMA related kinase 10
Exons: 37
Coding region: 184-3657 (1157 amino acids)
Biological process (GO): protein phosphorylation
Molecular function (GO): protein serine/threonine kinase activity; ATP binding
Source: RefSeq, a predicted model, not a curated record